Messenger RNA from Beauveria bassiana ARSEF 2860, 1491 nucleotides. Its product is annotated as hydroxyproline-rich glycoprotein DZ-HRGP. NCBI's taxonomy places the organism in Eukaryota, Fungi, Ascomycota, Sordariomycetes, Hypocreales, Cordycipitaceae. The record is from RefSeq and is a predicted model, not a curated record. The transcript has 4 exons. The coding region runs from base 1 to 1491 and encodes 496 amino acids.
AUGGCCCCAGGUCUCAUCUCUUCCCUGCCACAAGGCGAGCUGUGGGAGUGUCAUGGGAACGUACCUCAUGACGGACGGAUGUCCACAUCAAGCACAGCGGCAUCGUCAAGUCAGGCAUCUCCAUCAUUGCACGCUGUGGAUGUUGAUACCCGCGGCGCUAAUGGGUCUUUGCCGCCAGGCACCGAUACCAAGGCAGCACAAAGCGCGGAUAUCACAAAGCUCCUCGAGUCCCAGCAGGAACUGAACCAGAUCAUCGCCAUUUCGACAGAGAAGAAGCGCCUUCUCGACGAAUUGCUCAAGACAUGGCCUGCUGCGAGAACUUCUGUCCAUGUAACUGCCCCCAUCAUCAAAGAGGUGCGGUUCUCGGACCGUGCCCCGACUGUGCUCCAGCGCAGCACCUCGGCCCGCCACACAUCAUGGACCGAUGGCACAUCUCAACGGGAGAAAUCGUAUCCACCGCGCGAAAGGAUCCUCUCGAUACAGGACGAGAGAUGGGGAACCCUAUUCACACCGCAGGGCAAGGCAACUGUGAGAAUGAGAAAUGUGCUGCGCGGCCUUGCUAUUCAUGUGAUCGAGGUGUAUAAGCCAAACUACUCUCUGGUCGUGACACCAGAGAAGCUCUACAAAUUCUAUACCAAGUAUGGACUCGACAGAGAAGCUGUAGACUUUGAACGAAUCUUCAGCCUCACCUCCCCCAGGGCCAUGUCCAGACUGGAAAAGCUCUACUUGAGCCUGCAGUGCGACUUCCACCUUGUACAAGCCAGCUCCCCCGGCCCCAAGAAGUGGCCAUGCAUCCCCGCCCUCACCCCAGAAGGCUUCGUGCAGUGGAACGUCAUGCUCAUCCGCGCCUUUCCCGACCAGGAAGCCGCCAGGCUUGGUCGCAUCUUUGCAGAUAUUGCUCUCGAGGCUGCUCCCGAGGACCCGUCCGUCGAGUACAGCAGCGAGCAGCAGCGUGGCGGCGCCAGGCUGCCGCGGCAAAUCUCGCGUCAUCUGCUCCCCGCCGAGGCAAAUCUAGACGAGGUGCACCUCGUUACGAGCGCGAUUCGUGACUGGAGGCACGCCACCAGCCCGGACAGCAGGCCGUCUGCGCCGGCGCGCGCCGCCACCGGCUCAGGGGGCCAGAACCAGCCGCCGCUGAUCCACUCGGACUCGCGCAGCAGACAGGAGCACCUGCAUCGCUGCCGGCGCGACUACGAGAACGAGGUGGCAGAGAUUGUGGUGCCGCAUGGCACCAGCACCAGCAGCAGCAAGAGAAGGGAGGAGCGCGACGGCCGGUCAUACACGCGGUACGUGAAGCUGCAUAAUGCGAGGCCAGAGAGCCCGCGACGGGGAUCCAAGAGAUAUGUUGUCCGACGGGAUGGCAAGGAGUCGGAGCGGGAACGGGAGCGGGAGCGGGAGCGGGAGCGGCGCCGUGGAGAUCGCAGAUGGAGCGACGAGGGCGGCGAGGAGUCGCGUUAUAGACGGCGCGAGGGAAGAACAUCUCGUGCCUGA